This is a messenger RNA of Cyprinus carpio (common carp), 1752 nucleotides long. Its product is annotated as forkhead box protein L2-like. Gene Ontology annotation, molecular function: DNA-binding transcription factor activity, RNA polymerase II-specific; RNA polymerase II cis-regulatory region sequence-specific DNA binding. Gene Ontology annotation, biological process: regulation of transcription by RNA polymerase II; anatomical structure morphogenesis; cell differentiation. The record is from RefSeq and is a predicted model, not a curated record. NCBI's taxonomy places the organism in Eukaryota, Metazoa, Chordata, Actinopteri, Cypriniformes, Cyprinidae.
CCUCUUCCUUCCUUCCCUCUCCACACACCCUCGCCAUUCUUUUCCUUACUGAGCCUGUGGCAAACGAUGGAUCUUGUUCACACCUGACAGAGCAUUUUUCUUGCUAUCUUUCAAAAUCUUUUGCUCGUGGUGAGGGCUAACAAUCCUGGUCUGCGUGCGCAAUCAUGACCACCUUCCCAGGCCCCGAGGAUAACGGCAUGAUACUCAUGGACACUACCUCGUGCUCAGCGGAUAAGGACCGAACAAAAGAGGAAACCACUCUCGAGAAGGGACCGGACAAAUCCGACCCGACCCAGAAACCACCGUACUCCUAUGUGGCGUUAAUCGCGAUGGCAAUCCGCGAGAGCUCGGAGAAGCGUCUCACGCUGUCCGGCAUCUAUCAGUACAUCAUCAGUAAGUUUCCUUUCUACGAGAAAAACAAAAAAGGAUGGCAGAACAGCAUCCGACACAACUUGUCACUCAACGAGUGCUUCAUCAAGGUGCCUCGGGAGGGCGGCGGUGAGCGAAAGGGUAACUACUGGACCCUGGAUCCGGCAUGCGAGGAUAUGUUCGAAAAGGGCAACUACCGGCGAAGGCGACGCAUGAAGAGGCCGUUUAGGCCUCCACCGACUCAUUUCCAGCCUGGCAAAUCUCUCUUCGGUGGUGACGGGUAUGGUUACCUCUCACCGCCCAAAUACCUGCAGUCUGGGUUUAUCAAUAACUCAUGGUCUCCUGCCCCUAUGCCAUAUACCUCCUGUCAGAUGAGCAGUGGGAACGUAAGUCCCGUUAACGUGAAAGGCUUGUCCGCGCCGUCCUCGUACAAUCCAUACUCGCGCGUGCAGAGCACAGGUCUCCCGGGCAUGGUGAACACUUACAACGGCAUAAGCCACCAUCAUCUCCACCAUCACACGCACCCUCAUGCGCUCCCACACGCGCAGCAGCUGAGUCCCGCCACGGCUGCACAUCCUCCGGGGUCCACCGGUAACGGGACAGGGCUGCAGUUUGCUUGCUCGCGCCAACCCGCAGAACUCUCCAUGAUGCACUGCUCAUACUGGGACCACGAAAGCAAACACUCCGCACUUCACGCGCGGAUUGAUAUAUAACUCGGGCGUCACGAGACCAAAGACAGAUCAACAUGCUAAAAUGCAAUAAAAACAAGGUCCAUCGAUUUCAAAUAAAUAAAUAAAUUAAUUUUAAAAUUCUGCUGAUUUAGGACUGAUAAGAAGGAAAAACCUUUACUGGAGCCUCAAAUUGUGAAAGGACGGGCAUUCACGUCGAGUAGUCUGCCUGAUGCAGGGGACUAAAGAUUACAUUUUCCUUCACAGGAGACUUAUGUUAUUAAUGUGUAUAAACUAUUCAGUCAGUUGAGAGGAUGGCCAGCAGAUUGAAGGUAUAAAGAUCAUGGAAUUACAAUUCAUGUUUACCUGAAUCCAUUCUGUCAAUGCCUCUGGAGGGAAGUAUUGGGUUCUGAACCCUUUUUUUAAUUUUUAUUUUUUUACUUGCUUUUGAAUGUUUAAGGAUACAAUGGAGCUCUGGGCAGGCAGAUAAACCGGAGUGUACACACCUGUGUUUUGGCCUCUUGUUUCAGAGCAGGGGUCAGAGCACGUGACUGCCAGUUUGAACUUUUGUACUUUGUAAAAAAAAAAAAAAAAAUAUAUAAAAAAGAAUAAUACUUUUAAUGUAUAUGACACAUCGGGGCCAUGUUUAACUAGCACUUUUCAAUAUAGUUUUUAUUCUUUAAUAAACACUUUGUGAACUGGUUUUGGAUUUUAU